Messenger RNA from Grus americana (Whooping crane), 7406 nucleotides. RefSeq names its product sclerostin (gene SOST). Gene Ontology annotation, molecular function: BMP binding. Gene Ontology annotation, biological process: ossification; negative regulation of Wnt signaling pathway; negative regulation of BMP signaling pathway. NCBI's taxonomy places the organism in Eukaryota, Metazoa, Chordata, Aves, Gruiformes, Gruidae. The record is from RefSeq and is a predicted model, not a curated record. The transcript has 2 exons. Bases 5294 to 5935 code for a protein of 213 amino acids.
GGGGGGGGGGAGUGGAGAGAGGGAGUUCUGCAUAGCUAGAUAACUUUAUUGAAAUUAAACUCCAGAGGUGAUUAUUCUGGUUGAAGGCUAGGCUUAUUUCUCUUUCCUUGCACAGGGUGGGAACUGGCAAAUCAAGGAGCCUUUUCUCUUUUGUGUCCUUUAAACGGGCAACUGGGGAACACUCUACGUAGUGUUUCCUUUCACCUCUCUACAGCCAGCCAGUAUUUAGUGCUUGCUUUGGAUCAGGAUGGUUCAGUAAUAACGAGUAGCAGUCAGACUCAUUGGCUAAUUACAUACCUGUUUCCUUUCUCCCAUUAUAUCAGUAUUAAAUGAAUUGCUGCUUCAAAAUUCCUAGCUACUCAUUUCAUGCUGUGUAGCUUGGGGAAUAGGAAUACUGGCCUUAUCUUUUCUACUAUACUGACUUCUUCAUACUGCAGUCUUAUUUAUAAAUGAUCCUUUUAAAUUUUUUACUACAGGCAUAGAUUUUAUUUCUCUCUCAUCCUCACACCAUGCAUUAAUAAUACCUAUCUGCACUACAAGAAAAAAUAAAAAAAUAUGCACUUUGACCUGUUAGAACUCAAAAAUUCUGGUCCAUUAAAGAGCUAAGAAACUAUUAGGCAUUAGAUUUUUGUUACUUUUCCAUAGAUUGUAAGAAAGCUAAUAGUUGUCAGAUUAAAACCAGAAUGGUUUAUUAAAAUUGAGUUUGUUUACCUCAUGGUGAUGUUUUUGUAUUUGUCAGUAUCAAGAAAUACCGACAAAUCAAGACAUACAGGAAUUUGGUUUUAUAUUCAAGAUGAUUAUAUAGGACACUGCUCACUUCGAGUGGUAACUUCAGUAGUACUCUGGCCCAUUUAUCUCAGUAUAACAAAACUGAUUUAACAAAUGGUUUGUAAUAGGAGGGUGGAGAGGAAUAAAUAAGACAAUGCUAAAAACUGAUUUUAAAAAUUGAGCUCUAAGACAGUAGAUCCUAUUUUGAGUUACUGAUAGGUGACUCAGUAAUGAAAUCAUUUCUAGCUCUGCUUUUAGAGUAGGCUAAAAAUAGUUAGAAUGUCAGACCACUGCUCCAUUAAUGGAUCAUACCCUUCCUCUUUUAGCCUUAUCUUGCUGUUUAAGUACAGUAAUGUUGCAAAUUCCUCUGCCUGUUUUAGCUGUCCAAGAAGCACUUGUAUGCCUCUAAUCCAUAAUGAUAUGCUGUAUACUUCUAAAUUUCUCUUUCUGAUUGUAGAAGGAAAUAUUGUAUAAAAAUGGGAAUGAGAGUUUUCUUUCUAUGUAAUAUGAAAUUGAGAAAGUAUUGGAAGAAAUACACCUUUUUAUUCCUUUAAAUCAGUUCUGCUAGUUUACUAUAAUGGUUUUAGCACAGAGGAACUAUUUAAUGCAGUCUCACUUAGUGUAGCAGAGAAGUUUCUUCUAAAAUUACUUUCUGGGCUUUGCCAAUGAGUAAAACUGAAAACAGAACAGGCCUGAGAGGUAUCUUCUAAGGAUUUAUUUAUGAGAAUGUGUCCUAUUCAUUUCUGCUAUUCUGCAAAUAAAUCCUGGAAAUGCAGAUCGCGUGAGUAGUACAAUUAAGUGAGUUGUUUGGGUUUUUUAAGUUUUAAUUCCAGUAUGCCAAGGUCGCUGGCUAGCUGACUCACCAGAUGGAGCUGUAGGCUUGUUAUUCCUCACCAGAUAGUCAUCGUUCCAUCCCUGAACAAUGCUAUUGUGUGAAUCUAAUGUAUUCUUGUCUCAUCACUGAAAAAGGCAAGCCACCAGAAUGAUUUAUCAGUGCAUUUGCUGGUCUCUGCUGGGAAAAUACUAAGCUUCCAUUUAUUCUUGGCUCUCGGAGGAGAUCACAUCAUAGCAUUCAGACUGAUAUAUUCACAAGGUAGUAUGUGACUCAGCAGAAUUCUUAUGAGACAGAUAAAAGUUCCUUGGGCAAGGGUGGCUUAGCAGCAUCUUAGAGAAAAAGAACUUUGAGAAGCAAACAAGCUUUUCUUGAACAUGUCAGAGACUGAAUUCCUGGGCAGUGUGUAAAUUAUGAGCCCUUGUCCACAGAUAAGGUUAAACUGCACGCGUAUAUUUUAGAGCCUGAUCUCAGGAACUGGUUUAUAUAUGCAUGCCUUCAUAGUGCAGCGUUGCAGUGCAAGUACAUCGGGACACAAGUCUGACCAGAAAGCAGCAGCAACAGAUUCAGGCUGAGCGUGUGAUGCCAUGUUCCUCCUUGUACCUGCUCCCCCAAUAUGUCUGAUUCCUUCGUAGCGUGGCUACAGGUGGUGUUUUUUCAGCUCAGAAAAUAGCAUCCCAGUUCUGAAUAUAGAGGGUCCAAACUCAGUUCCAGCCUGGUGGGAGAGGAUUCAUUCUGAAAGCAUCCUUGAUAGGUCUUUUUUCCCCCCUGUCCUGCAUUAACAGUGCAAAAAUCAAUUAAUUGCGGGAGGGCUGCAGCCCCGACCAUGUCUGCUUUGUUGGAGAAAGUACUGUGAGCAGGCAAGCACCUACAGGACACGGAAGAAUGUUUUUGUAGUUAAGGAAUCUGAAUGUCUACAGGAUUUGGAUUCUUCUCUUGCCUCCAUUAAGCUGCCCUCCUAGCUUGUGGACAAGAAGUUUUAAGCCAAAGGCUAAAUAUAGCUUCUGGUUUUUACUUUCAUAGAUUGCUUGGUAUUAUUUCUCCCAGUGGGUAAAACAGAUAAAUGUUAAGACAGUUAAUAGAGGAGAUAUUGUUUACUUAGAGAAGUUACAUGAAGAAAAUUUUAAUGUUUUAUGUGACAAUUGACUACUGUAAACGAGGUUCUCUGUAGUAAGCCUACAGUGAUAGCUUUUGGAAAUAGUCUCAGGCAAACAUUACAUGAAAAGCAAUUCACAGAAACUGAGCUUUGACAGAUAUAUACAUUUCUGAGGGUAUUUAAAUAGAGGAGUGACUAGGUAGCAAUGGUUCAGUGAUUACCAGUACUCAAUUUUCUUCUGCUCUCCUGUUCUGCUUUUCAGCUGUGCUCCAUCGUGGCACAAGCUGUGAUCUGGCUUUGAACAAGGUCACUACUGGUGAAUACCACUACAAGGUGCUAUUCCUAUCUGACGAAAAUAGUACCAAGUUAAAAAUCUUUGAUUAGUUCCUGGUCACCUUUCCCAUUUUGUUCAGUUUAAAAAAAACAAACUAAAAAACCAAAACAAAACCCCCCACCGUUUUAUUCCUUUGAGGGCCAUUAGAAGAUUGCAUGUCAGUGUUUCCAAAUAGGAUUCCAAAUUCCAAGGAAAGAAAAAAAAUAGCUGCACUGUAGGGCCUGAAAGCAGAGUUUGAUAUCAUUGUACACAAUUUCAAGUAUAACUUAAUCAUGGUAGUCUAGCCUGUUCUUUGAAGGAAAAAAAAAAUAAUCAAACCCCAAACUAACCAGCAAAAAUCUGCAAAGAAGGUGGUUCCACAGCUUUCCAAGCUGGGGUCUGUCUUGUCUUCAGAACCCUUUUUAUUUGGUGGCAAUCGUGCAAUGCCCCUGUGAAGUUGUGUAUAGAUUUCACCUGUAGCUCUAAGCCAAAAAUAGACUUACUAAUAAGUGAGAAAAAUUCUGCUUGAAAAACCAUUUGCAAUGGCUGCGUGUUUAGGUUUCCUGUAUUUGUGAGACCAUCAUUAGCUGCUUUGAGUAAAGGAGGCAGUUAUUAAUGAAAGAUAAUCAGUGCUGCUGGUGAUGAUUAUAGGGAAAAAAGAAUCAGCACAUCUGAGGCAAAUUGUGUGACAACAGUCUGUAUUAAAGAAUGAUAUCCUGACUAGCUGUGGAGAAAAAAAACCUUGUAAAAAGAAAAUAGUAUGUUGCAUCCCUCCACAAAACCAGAGUAAUUUCUGAGAUGGUAGGAUACGUAGCGCUAGUGCAUCCACUGUGUGUGUGUCUCUGUAAGUGUAAGGCUGAAGAGGUGAAACGUCCUCAGGUCGUUGUUGUUUAUUAUUUAUCAUCAAGGUCACGCUGAGGGAGAACGCACCUCCACUUUACAAUUGCUGAUACCUGUUUUCCGUGCCAGGUCAGGAGAAUUGUCAGGGUAGAACACAAGCCUUAGGUAAUGAGUCUUACAGUAGCAGGGAAAAGUCGGACAGUGAAUCACUUUUGAAUCUCUUCUACAUGAAAUAUUUUCCUGAGGAUGUAUGCAACAAACGUUGCAGUAACACACAUGGGUGUCCCUUUACUGCUUUAAGCAAACAUUCUGCUUUCAGUAGCUACUAUGAGCUCAAUGUAGUAUCUAACCUUACUAAAAGCCGAGAUGCUUUCUAAUUAAUGUAUUUAGCCUGAAAUAAUUUGCAAAUGACUUGAAAGUGUUUGUGGUCUUGAGACAAAGAAAUGAUGCGACUGUCACCACUAUUUUGCAAGGAAGAAGAAUACCAUAGAUGAGAUUUUAAAACAUGACACAUCUUGGGCACAGGUGCCCCAGACAUAAGGUCAUCGAUUCCCUCUUUUUGUUGGUUGCAUCAUGAAUGGCAAUCAGUCUGAUCAUGUUCUUGUGUUCAAAAUAAGCAAAUGUACUAUAUUCAACACUUGCACAGAAAGUCAGCAGAAGCAGUAGUAUGCAAUGAAUUUAAAGCAAAUGCAAAUGUGAGAAAGAGCACAUCAAAAAGCAUGAUGUACGACACCCUGGCUGUUUACCCUAACUAACAUAUUCCUAUAUAUAGCUAACAUAUAUAGUAGCCUAUUUUUUAAGGAAAACUAAACAAAACGAUUUCUCAUUUUGAAAAGAAGCUCUUUCCUGUUUCUUCCAGUACAUUUGUGAAACAAAAUGUAGAGCUCCUUGUUUUGUAAAGGAAAAAAAAAACCCCACACCCCAUCCCCAAUCAUUUGCCUGCAGAGACUGAAAAACAUAACUCCUGAGCUACAGUUUCUAGAUUUGCUUACUUUGUGCCAGGGGCAGGGGAAAGGAGUGAGAACAACAGCAAAAAUAAAAAGUCUUAAAAACCUUUGGAAAAGACAACAGUCAAAGAUUCAAAUAUGGAUGUAGAAGCAGGUUUUAAUUAUAACAUUGUGAGAAAAAACUGCAGAAAGACUUGUCAGGUUGCAAUUCAUCCUAGUCUUGUCAAUCCCCAUUGUUGCCAGGCACAAAAAUGAAGCACAUAUGAGAAGUUUUUACAUAGAAGUUGUAGAAUAUUGUCACUAACCCACCCCCACACACCCAUUUUAUUUCACACUGACAAAAGCUGAGAUGAAUGAGUUGUUGUCUGGCCCUUCCCACUUUGUAUAGUCAUUGGCUGGCUUGGAUCUAAAAAGGAUUUAAAAAAGGGGAAUAAUGUGCCUUUGCCUGGGAUCUGAGACUGUCAGGGUGCUGAAAAGCUAAUCUGUGAGCUCCCACCAUGCAGAUCUCUUGGGCUGUGUGCUCUGUCUGUGUCUUAAUACAAAUUGCAUUUCGAUCUGUGGAAGGGUGGCAAAUGUUUAAAAAUGAUGCUACAGAAAUAAUUCCUGAGAUCACUGAAAACACAGAAACACCAAUGGAGCAGACUUUCAGCAACAACAACACAAUGAACCAGGCAAAGCAUGGAGGAAGACACAUACAACAAGCUCCAGACCCUAAUGACGCUUCCGACUUUAGCUGCAGAGAAAUGCGAACCACCCGCUACGUCACGGAGGGGCCUUGCCGCAGCAUCAAGCCUGUCAAGGAACUGGUCUGCUCUGGUCAGUGCGUGCCCUCACACCUCCUUCCCAACUCCAUCGGUCGAGGGAAGUGGUGGCGGCAGAAUGCCCUGGAUUAUCGCUGCAUUCCUGCUCACACUCGCACGCAGCGCAUCCAGAUGGCUUGUCCCGAGGAGGAGACUCGGACUUACAAAUUCCGAGCUGUCACAGCCUGCAAAUGCAAGCGCUACACUCGCUACCACAACCAGUCCGAGCUGAAGGACUUUGGAAAGGAACCUGUCAGGCCUCAGAAGAACAAGAAGCCCCGUCUCUCCAGAGCCAGGAGCAGCAAAUCUAACCAGCAUGAGUUAGAAAAUGCUUAUUAGAAGGUGGCUCUGAGUGAUACGGCCUAGCAGCUCUGGAUAUUUUACAAAACAUCAAACGGCACUGGCAGGCCACAGCAUGACGUUCUGACUGCAGUAGGUUCCAAUUCCUUCUGCUAAGCUGGGUCAAAGGCUCACAUAGUCAAAAAUCUAUCAGAUUAUAGCAGUUAUGGUCUGAUAAGAGAAUGAGAUAAACCGAGCUGGAGGUAGCAACACCUAAAUUCAGUCUGAGAGGGGAGGUACACCCUGAAGACUCACGUGAGGUCGUGUGGCUUGUACCAGUAAGGCAGGCAGAGAAAAGUGAAGCUGUUACGGUGACAAUCACACUUUGUUAGAAGUCAUUCUACUCACUUUAUGUGAAAAGAACACCGAGAUCCCUUUCCUAUUUUUAUAAGUGCCAAGAUGCAGGACAAGCAUGAGAUUAGGGAAGCACCAGGAGAGUUAUCAUUCUCUGGAUGAGUUGUAGAAAGUCAGUGAGAGCAGGGAUGUCAACAGUUACGGUGGCUAAAGGCAAAUUGUUGGGAAAUUAACACCGUGGCAGAUGUCCUCAUGCCCCAGUUGUUUCUUCUAAAACACAAAAUUCAAAGUACGACACUCGUGUUCUCAAAAGUGUGACAAAUCUAUUUCAUACUUUUAAUUAAAAGACUGUAGGAUCAACAGAUUCAAAACUGAGAUUUGGUAACUAAAACCAUAUUUGUUUUAGGGACAAUGAUUUGUUUUAGGAACAAUUAAAUUCUACUAUGUGGAGCAGAUUUAUGAAAUGGAAGCUCCUCUGAAACCAGAUAACCUCACUGAUGUUUGUCCAGUAAACAGCUAAUGAUGUGCAUAAUUUAACAUAAAAGAUACUGAUUAUUCCUUAUUUCCUAGCGCGCAAUUGAUUUUAGUAUUAGCUUAGAUAGCUCAGUUUACAUUUUCUAUUGUGUGGAGUUUGGAUUAUCUGGCCACACACUUCAUAGUGCUAAGACUGUGCAAGCCAAGUUCUGGGAGUAAAGUGCUGCUUCUGCAUUAAAAGUGAGCCUCUGCUAAUUUUAAAGUCAUUAAUUCCUCUAGAAACAUCUUUGGUAUGUGCAACUUUGGUAAGUCUUUAGUUUGACAGCAACUUUCCUUUACUUAGCUUCUCAACAUUCAGACUAGUGUUUGUGUUUUUACAUUAAAGAAUAUUAUUAGAAAGUGAAUCGUCACAUGCUGUAUAUAUCCUGUAGAAGUGCUAAGUGUAGUAUGAGAUGAACACAGUUUGGGAUGAAGACAGUUCCUCACUGUUCUUCUUUUCUAUGUAGAGUUUGUGCUGAAAUCAUAUAAACUAUGGAAAUUUGCGAAGUUAAUAGAUUUUGCAAUUAUUUUAUGUGGGACCAGAAACUAGAGAGAAAAGUUAUUGUUUCAGAGAGUGAAUUACGUAUUUAUUUUUUUCUCAGAAAUUAUUUAUGCAAUGUUUUUCCUUGUAGAGAAUGAGAAUUCAUACUGCUUUAAAAAUAUU